Molecule: messenger RNA, 827 nt
Organism: Cantharellus anzutake
Lineage: Eukaryota; Fungi; Basidiomycota; Agaricomycetes; Cantharellales; Hydnaceae
Exons: 1
Coding region: 311-790 (159 amino acids)
Source: RefSeq, a predicted model, not a curated record
CGGGUACUCCAGAAGCGAAGCGAUCUUGGAAUCAAAGGUUGAGUCGAAGGUUCAGAUCGAAAGCCACGCAACAGAUGUACCUGUCGUCCAAAGGUCAAUGGCUUCUGAUCAAGACCUGGCUGCUGAGGAUUUCCUAUGUUGGAAGGAACGAUUUUGUCGAAUGGGAGACCGUGAUCGUUUGGAUGGUUCUUUAUUCUGACACGGUAGACCUCGGCUUUGAUCGCCAACUCUCCUCGAACUGCAUACUGGACACCGAGGAGAGCGGGAUUUACGGAUCCCAGGGUCAACGCGGAGGGUGAGUGCAUACUAGAUGGAGGUACCACCAAGAAGCGAGCCUGAUCACGUAGCGGUAUUGACCGGAAGAGCUGGACGGAGCCAGGCCGCCCAAGGUAUCUUUGUACCAACAUGCAGUGUGUUCACACAGUCAGCUGAUGCAAUGACUUAUUUCCCACCUUUACCUUGCUUGCAAGGUCACUUUCCAGCCUGGUAUUCCUUAGCCUUUUUCCCACCCUCUUUAUAUUGUUUGUUUUUUUCCCACCCUCUCUUUUCUCCAGUAAUGUCACGUUGCUCCUUUUCCUGCCCCCGUUCAGCAGACGCAAGGGACUGGGAAGAGGGAUUGGUGUUAAGGCUAGAUAGAACUUGUGUUAUUUCUUCAUUUUCUGCACACCCCAAUCUCCUCCAAAGAUGGUCUAUAUGGCCAUCCCCACUGGUUCUACAUGGGAAUAAAGGCACCUCAGCAUCUGCUGAGUGCCAGCUGACCAAAGCGCCGCCGUGCUUCGACUUUCUCUGACCCUUUCCUCUCGUUCUGAGGCCAGUGGCGAUUCCUA